Molecule: messenger RNA, 1981 nt
Organism: Oreochromis aureus
Lineage: Eukaryota; Metazoa; Chordata; Actinopteri; Cichliformes; Cichlidae
Product: NXPE family member 3-like
Exons: 6
Coding region: 172-1857 (561 amino acids)
Source: RefSeq, a predicted model, not a curated record
AUCAGUGGGCAGAAGAGACCGCACGUUGCUCCCUAACAGAGAGAAUAACUCUCUGUAGCUGCAGCUUAUUUCGAGACAUUUAUGCCUUAAAAAAUUGCCUGUUUAAACAUUUCUGAGGGACCAAACCGAGAGGAUUUUUACCGUUUCAUCGUUAUCGUUACAUUUGCCAGGAUGAUAUCUGCCGUUUCCUUGUUAUUUCAUCUCUUCAUUCAGUUUGAAAUGUUUCAGAAGAAAAUAAACACCACCUACAUCAUCCCCUACCCAAGAGCUGCCAUUGUAACUCAACCUGUUGACAUACAUCACAACUUCUGCAAGUUAAAACCACUGUCCCCUGAGGAGACUCUUGAAGAGCAACUUCUGCUAGAGUCCAUUGCUUGGCCUGAAACCCCAUCUUUACCAUCACCUCUUUUUAUUAACAGCAGCAGUGAUCCAGCCCACAGCACCUUCACCAUUCUCCCCAGGAAGAGAGAGGGACAGUGGCAAAUAGGGGAUAAACUGGAGGCCCUGAUCAAAAUACAUGACUUGAUGGGCCGUCCAAAGAAGUAUGGGGGAGACGUCUUACUUGCCCGGCUGCACAACCCCACCCUUGGUGCUGGUGUUGCAGGACAAGUGGUUGAUCAUCUCAAUGGUUCCUACUCUGCUGUAUUCUCUUUACUCUGGGAAGGAAGCGCAGAGGUUGAGGUGACACUGGUUCAUCCCAGUGAGGCAGUCACAGAGCUGCGCAGGGUGAACAUAGAAGAACCCGACAGGAUCUACUUCAAGAGUCAGUUCCGCUCGAGCUUGCUCACUAGAACAACCACCUGCAACGUAUGUCUACGUCCAACCCAACCUGUGUGCAACUACACAGAUUUACGUACAGGUGAGCCAUGGUUCUGCUAUAAGCCAGCAAAUAUGAGUUGUGACACCAGGAUCAGCACCUACAAUGGAGGACAUAAAACAAGCCUGACAACCAUGGAGAAGCUUUUUCAGAGCGGCGUAAACAUGAAAGUCUCCAUUCCAGCUUCAGGACCUGCCAAUGUCACUGUUUUUCCAAAACAGAAAGGUCAGUCAGAGGUGAACAGCAGCAGUGUGGAGUCUGAACCCUCUGGCUAUUACUACCAGGGUGUGUGGCGAGCACUAGGUGGCACCACCGUUCAUCAGUUCAACACUUCCUCAGCCAUCACUCAGUGUCUGAAAGGAAAGCAGGUCUAUAUGUAUGGAGACUCCACAAUGGGGCAGUGGUUUGAGUACCUUAAUGCAGCACUGCCAGAUCUAAAGGAGUUUAACCUUCAUAGCCACAGAUCAACCGGACCUUUAAUGGCCCUGGACUAUGCAAAUAACAUCUUUGUGAGGUAUCGCACCCACGGUCCUCCUCUACGUACUGUCAGAGUCUCAUCCAUGGAGCUGCAUUAUAUUGCCAAUGAGCUGGACAAUGUGGUUGGAGGCAGUAACAAUGUAGUAGUUUUUGGCAUCUGGGCACACUUUGACACUUUCCCUAUUGGGUUCUACAUCCGUCGACUGAUGUCCAUCCGCAGUGCAGUGGUACGGCUACUGUCCAGGGCUCCAGGCACAGUGGUUGUCAUUCGGACUGGAAACCCCAAACCUUAUACAACAAUUCUUGGUGCAUUUGUCCACAGCGAAUGGUACACUUUUCAGCGGGUAAAGGCACUCAAGGCUAUAUUCAAAGGAUUGAAUGUCCAUCUGGUGGAUGCCUGGGAGAUGGUUCUGGCCCACCACCUGCCACACAGAAUGCACCCAGAACCUCCAGUUAUCAAGAACAUGAUUAAUGUUCUGUUGUCAUACAUAUGUCCUUCAAAGGGCGGAUUCACUAGUUGGGCCGACUUCCUCAUUUUUGGUUUGACAGCGUUUAGUGGGUAAAGGUGAAUGCAAGGACAUGAAUUGAGCUGCGGUUUGGGGAAGGCCUCGAAGUGGUUUGGCGAUGAUUCCUGGGUCUGGCAGAUGCACUGAAUAAGUGUGAAAAAUUCAAUUCAGUUCAAUUCAA